Messenger RNA from Anas platyrhynchos (mallard), 1057 nucleotides. RefSeq names its product Mix paired-like homeobox (gene MIXL1). Gene Ontology annotation, molecular function: RNA polymerase II cis-regulatory region sequence-specific DNA binding; DNA-binding transcription factor activity, RNA polymerase II-specific. Gene Ontology annotation, biological process: regulation of transcription by RNA polymerase II. The record is from RefSeq and is a predicted model, not a curated record. Gene Ontology annotation, cellular component: nucleus. NCBI's taxonomy places the organism in Eukaryota, Metazoa, Chordata, Aves, Anseriformes, Anatidae.
CCCUCACCCCUCACCUCAGCGUGGUGCCCGCUCCCCUCACCUGCCUCCCGCGGGGCCGGGGCCGCCUCCCCCUGCCCCUCCGCCCCUCUGCCCGGCUAUAAAGCCCCGGGGGGCUCGGGGCCCGGCCCGGCUCAGCGCCAUGGCCACGCUGCGCUUCGGGGAGCCCUUCCCGGCGGGGAGGUGGCCCCGUGAGGCGGCGGCGGGCGGCGGGGGCCCCGGGGUCCCCGGGCCGGGCUCUGCCCCCACCCCCAGCCCCGUGGCGGCGCUGCCCCGGGGGGUGGCGGAGCCGGCGGCGCAGCGUCGGAAGCGGACGAGCUUCACGGCGGCACAGCUGGAGACGCUGGAGUCGGUGUUCCAGGACACCAUGUACCCCGACAUCCACCUGCGGGAGAAGCUGGCCGACGCCACGCACAUCCCCGAGUCCCGCAUCCAGGUUUGGUUCCAGAACCGCCGGGCCAAGUCCCGCCGCCAGCGGGGGCCGCCCCGCUCGGGCUGCAGCCCCCAGCCCCCGGGCUGCCCGCAGGGACCCUGCGCUGCCCGGCCCCCGCCGCCCGGCUGCCAGUGGCCCCCCGCCGCCUUCCCGGGGCCGCCGCCGCCGCCCCCCGGCCCCUACCCGGCCCCGCGCGGCCCCUGCGGGCGCUUCUCGCCCCUGACGGAGGCGGCCGACAGCGGGGGCUUCGCGGAGCCCGGCUCGGAGUGGGAGGAAAACGCCCUCGGUGCCUUCCGAGCCGUCUGAGAGCCUCCCCGGGUCUCCCCCCCGGGCUGCUGGGACUUAGCCGCCGCCGUUGUGUUAAUGGAAGAGGUGCCCUGCCCCGCCACUGUUGCACUUUAUGCCGGAGUGACAGACUUCAGCUAUUUAUUUAAGGGAGGAGAGGGGGCAGCUCCACCCGCCGACGGCAGCUUUCUGCGGAUGGAACAUUUUCUGGUAGCGCCUUUCCUAUUUCUCCUUCACCUUCCUCAGCCAAAAAGCUAACCCAACCCGCUGGGGUGGGGGGUGGGGGCUGGCCUGGCGUUACUUUUGGAGAGGAAAAGAAAAUAAAAGUUUGCAUUUUUGCUC